This is a messenger RNA of Setaria italica (foxtail millet), 1890 nucleotides long. Its product is annotated as probable alpha,alpha-trehalose-phosphate synthase [UDP-forming] 11. The transcript has a single exon. Gene Ontology annotation, molecular function: catalytic activity. Gene Ontology annotation, biological process: trehalose biosynthetic process. Gene Ontology annotation, cellular component: cytosol. The record is from RefSeq and is a predicted model, not a curated record. Bases 1 to 1890 code for a protein of 629 amino acids. Lineage: Eukaryota; Viridiplantae; Streptophyta; Magnoliopsida; Poales; Poaceae.
AUGCAAGGAAGCUCAAGCUCCUCGUGCGUCAACAAGCCCUCCCUGGCGCCGCCCGUCCCCGGAGCCGAUGGCCCGCCGGCGGCGCGCCGCAUCGUGGCGGCCCACCGGCUCCCCCUCCGCGCGUCGCCGGACCCGGACUCGCCGUUCGGCUUCGCCUUCUCCCUCGACCCCGACGCGCCCUCGCUCCAGCUCUCGCGCGGUUUCUCCCCCGCGCCCGUCACCUACAUCGGCACCCUCCCCGCCUCGGUCGAAUCCAAGAUCGUCCCCUCCGACGAGCUUAAUGACUACCUCAUGGAGAACUUCUCCUGCCUUCCCGUGCACCUCGACGGCGGCCGCCACGCCGAGUUCUACGACGGCUUCUGCAAGCGCUACCUGUGGCCGCUUCUCCAUUACCUGCUCCCGUUCACGGUGGCCGACGCCGGCAACCUGUACUUCGACGAAGCCGAGUACAGAGCGUUCAUUGCGGCGAACAGGCAGUUCGCCGACCGCGUGAUCCAGGUGCUCUCCCCCGACGACGGCGACCUCGUCAUCGUCCAUGACUACCACCUCUGGGCGCUCCCCACCUUCCUCCGCCGCAAGUGCCCGCGCGCCGGCGUCGGGCUGUUCCUCCACACGCCGUUCCCCUCCGCCGAGAUCCUCAGCUCCGUCGCCGUCUGCGACGAACUCCUACGCGGUCUACUCAACGCCGACCUCGUUGGCUUCCACACCUCCUACUACGCCCACCAAUUCGUCUCCUGCUGCUGGGGCCUCCUCGGCGUCUCCUACAACAUCUCCUCCCUGCACGGCGGCCACGUGGGCAUCAACUACCACGGGCGGACCGUGCUGGUCAAGACCUUCACCGUUGGCGUCGACAUGGGCCGGCUCCGCGCCACGCUGGCCUCGCCGGAGGCCGCCGCCAAGGCCAAGGAGAUCGCCGAGGCGUACCGCGGCCGCGUCCUCAUGGUCGGUGUCGACGACGUCGACCCCUUCAAGGGCGUGGGCCUGAAGCUCCUCGCCUUGGAGAAGAUGCUCGAAGCGGACCAGGACAUGCGCCGACGAGUGGUCCUCGUGCAGAUCAACAACCCCGCGCGCAGCGCCGGCGGCGAUGCUGAUGACGUCCGUAGCGAGGCGGCGCAGAUCGAGCGGCGCAUCAACAGGCGCUUCGGGGACGGCGGCGAGCUGGUCGUCGCCAUCGACGGGCCAGUGCCCAUGUGGGUGAAGGCGGCCUACUACGCCGCCGCCGACUGCUGCGUCGUCACCGCCGUGCGCGACGGGCUCAACCGGAUCCCCUACUUCUACACGGUGUGCCGCGAGGAGGGCGCGCGGCGGGGCGGCGCCGUCGUCGUGUCCCAGUUCGCCGGCUGCGCAGCGUCGCUGGGCGGCGCGAUCCGCGUGAACCCGUUGGACCCCGCGGCCCUGGCCGACGCCAUGCGCGCCGCCGUCACCAUGGACGCCGAGGAGAGGCAGGCGCGGCACAGCGCCAACUACGGCUACCUCCGCGCGCACGAUGUCGCCGACUGGGCGCGGUCGUUCGACAAGGCCCUGAACCUCGCCUGCAGGGACCACGCGGCGUUGUUGCUUGUCGGGUUCGGGCUCGGGCUGGGGUACCGCGCAAUGGCGCUCCGGCCGAGGUUCCAGGCGCUCACGGCGGAGCACGUCCGGCCGUCGUACCGCGACGCCGCGUGCAGGCUGAUCCUGCUGGACUACGACGGGACCAUGGUGCCCGAGCAGCAGGACGAGAGGAAGGGGGCGCCGGAUGCUGGAAUUGUCCGCCUCCUCAACGAGCUCUGCGCCGACCCGAAGAACGUCGUCUUCCUCGUCAGCGGCCGCGGCAAGGAUCAGCUGGCGGCGUGGUUCGCUUCCUGCGAGAAGCUCGGCAUCUGCGCGGAGCAUGGCUACUUCACAAGGUGA